GAAAGAUUUCUCCCCUCCCAAAAACAAUUUCAACUCUCUCUUCUCUCUCUCUCAUCAGAUCGACGGCGUACGGACACGGCGGAGGGAUGGCGGAGCUGAUAUCGGCGGCGAAGGGAAACUCCACCACCGGAAACACGCUCUUCUCUCCAUACAAGAUGGGCAGAUUCGAUCUCUCCCACAGGGUGGUGUUGGCGCCGAUGGUGAGGUGCAGGGCGAUAGGGAGCGUUGCAAACGCGGCGAUGGCCGAGUAUUACACCCAACGCUCCACUCCCGGCGGUUUCCUCAUCUCCGAAGGCACCAUGAUCGCUCCUGGCUCCAACGGAUAUCCGCAUAUUCCUGGAAUUUACAACGACGAACAAGUAGAAGCAUGGAAGAAGGUCGUGGACGGCGUUCAUCGCCAAGGAAGCGUCUUCUUUUGUCAACUAUGGCACGCUGGCCGAGCCUCUCAUACAGUGUACCAACCCGGAGGAGGUGCGCCUAUCUCGUCCACCACCAUGCCGAUUUCAAGUACGUGGGGACCUCUCUUGCCCGAUGGUUCGUACGGGAAAUACCCGAAACCUCGAGCUCUAGAAGCUUCCGAGAUCCCUCGGGUCGUGGAGUGUUACCGCAUUGCAGCCAUUAACAGCAUCCGAGCAGGUUUCGACGGGGUCGAGAUCCACGGAGGUCAUGGUUAUCUCAUCGACCAGUUCAUGAAGGACGGUAUCAAUGAUCGAACCGAUGAAUACGGUGGUUCCAUUGCGAAUCGUUGCAAAUUCCUGAUGCAGGUAGUUCAAGCCGUGGUUUCAUCCAUUGGAGCCGACCGAGUCGCGGUGAGGAUAUCUCCGGCUAUCGAUCAUCUUGAUGCAAUUGAAUCCAAUCCAUUAGCCCUCGGGCUAGAAAUCGUUGAUCGGUUAAACAAGUUUCAAGAAAGCAACGGCUCGAAGCUAGCUUACCUGCACGUGACGCUUCCCCGUUACCAUGCCUACCAAAAAAACGCAUCGAAAAAGCAAGGGAUGGGAGAGGAAGAAGGCGUUGAGAUGAUAAGGGCAUUGAGGAGGAAGUAUAACGGCACUUUCAUGUCAAGCGGAGGGUUCACCCGAGAACUCGGAAUGGAGGCUAUUCGACAAGGCGAUGCGGACUUGAUCUCGUACGGAAGGUUGUUUAUCUCGAAUCCGGAUUUGGUUUUGCGGUUUAAGAUCAAUGGGAAGCUCAACAAGUAUGAUCGGAAAACGUUUUACACCCAUGAUCCGAUCGUAGGCUACACAGAUUAUCCAUUCCUUGGGAAGGAGAAAGCAAACCAUCAACCUUUAUCCCGUCUUUGAGUCCCCAAACUUCGAUUUUUUGAUGGAAUCUGCAGAAGAGUUUGGAGAUAUUCUCAAUGAAUCUAUUUCAGUGUUGGUCAUGUUAUUUUAUAUCUCAAAUUACUUAGUAUGCGAUUAUUAUUUCAAUUU
This is a messenger RNA of Tarenaya hassleriana, 1430 nucleotides long. Its product is annotated as 12-oxophytodienoate reductase 3-like. Gene Ontology annotation, cellular component: peroxisome. The record is from RefSeq and is a predicted model, not a curated record. The coding region runs from base 87 to 1301 and encodes 404 amino acids. Gene Ontology annotation, molecular function: FMN binding; oxidoreductase activity. Gene Ontology annotation, biological process: jasmonic acid biosynthetic process; oxylipin biosynthetic process. NCBI's taxonomy places the organism in Eukaryota, Viridiplantae, Streptophyta, Magnoliopsida, Brassicales, Cleomaceae. The transcript has 5 exons.